Paramormyrops kingsleyae is the source of this 2887-nucleotide messenger RNA. RefSeq names its product uridine diphosphate glucose pyrophosphatase NUDT14-like. Gene Ontology annotation, biological process: nucleoside phosphate metabolic process; ribose phosphate metabolic process. Gene Ontology annotation, molecular function: metal ion binding; UDP-sugar diphosphatase activity. Lineage: Eukaryota; Metazoa; Chordata; Actinopteri; Osteoglossiformes; Mormyridae. The record is from RefSeq and is a predicted model, not a curated record.
UGCCCUCUGUGUGCUUGUGAGGGUGAGGACCCUGUGGUGGCCUGGAAUCCCACUGAGGGCAUUUCCUGGGACAUGCUGUGAGUUCCCCAUAACCCUGUAUUAAAUAUGUGCUUAUGGAAGAUGGAUGAAAUAGUGAAUGCAAUGAGGAACAGCAGUAAUGACCUGCAGGAAACCCCAGGGCUGCCCUUGGCUGCACGUGGGGACCGUGUGCUGUUUAGGAAAUAUUAGUGCUGUGCUGUCAUCUGCUGUUUUUAACACAGAGAUUCAGACUGGGGGAGUCUGUUUGAUCAGAGCAUCUCGCUCUGCCUGCUGUCCUGGGAGGAGCUGCAGUGUGGGAUAUGAUGGGGUCUAGUCACAUGAUGAUUAUUGUGUUUAGGUUAAGAUGCCGCAUCGGAAGGGUGUCGGUUCAGGUUUCAGCAGAUUACGUUCACCGUUGGGUCCCUGAGUGAAGCUCUUAACCCCCAGGGACUGGCUGACCCUGCUUUCUCAAAAAAAGAAUGGGACAAAAAAGUACUGGGACUUCAUGCGGACCCAUGACAGCGUAUCAGUGCUGAUCUUCAACACCACAGCCCACUGCUUCAUUCUGGUCAAGCAGUUCCGCCCAGCCGUCUACAUGUGUGAGUGGGAGAGGAACAAGCGGAAGGAGAAAGGCCCCGAGGAGCCGGCGGAUGUCCAUGCGGACCCCCCUCCUGCAUCAGCAGGGGUUACGUACGAGUUGUGUGCGGGGCUGGUGGACAAGCCCCACCUUUCCCUGGAGGAGAUUGCCCGGCAGGAGGUCCUGGAGGAGUGCGGCUAUGACGUGCCAGCAGAUAAGCUGCGGAGGAUCACCUCGUACAGGUCGGGCGUGGGCGUCACCGGUGCCAAGCAGACCCUUUUCUACGUGGAAGUGUCGGACGAGGACUGCGUGGGCGACGGCGGGGGCCAGCCCCAGGAGGGGGAGCUCAUCGAGGUGGUGAAGGUGCCCCAGCACCAGGCCCUGAACUUUGCAUAUGAUGAGAGCAUCCCCAAGAGCAUGGGGGUCAUCUUCUCCUUCAUGUGGUUCCACAACAACAUGUCGCCCAAGUUUAAGAUCUCCACCAGCGUGUAGCCACCUGCUCCAUCUUCUCCAUAGUCUUCAUAUGUGACUAUUGAUUUUAAUUUAUUUUAUCUUCUGAUUACUUAUGUUUCCUAUUUACACACUGAAAGCUGAUAUUAUGCACUGAUUAAUUUUUGCAAGACCUGGGUGCUGUUUCAUGCUGGUAUGUUAAAAAGGUCAGGUUUUGCUUACACUAACUGGUUGUAAUUAAGGGUUUUAUGUCAUUGGUCCAAACCCGGUUGUCUGUGUCGCAAAGCUGUAUCCUCCCUCUGUAGCCACUGGCAAGGUAUGGACUUCCUUACCUACAGGAGAAGCUCGAAUGCCCCAAGAGAGGGAGCGUCGCUUGCAGGAGGAAGUCUGUGCUCAGGACUGAGGGGCUGACACUCUGGCUGCUCAGCAGACUCCUUUUCAUCCUCUGAAAUGUCCGUGCUGCAGUUGCAGUGACCAGGAAAGUUCUGAUUCUGAAGCUGACAGCUGCCCAGGGAAUUAAAAUGCACAGGGACAGUCAACCUUAAAAUCUCCUGCUGAAAUCUCAGGUCCAAAACAAUGCUUUUGUGAAAUGGUGCGUCUUUCAGGGACUUGUGAAACACCAGGUUUCUACUCUUUAUAAUGAAGCUUUACGGCAAUCAGUGGACACCUCUGAGAGCGGUUACAGUAGGGGAUGCCCCACACGAAGGAUAAGGGUCUCAACGCCACAUGCGGUGUGACCCCGGUGACCAUGUGACACCAUUGAUUAUGUGACAGGGCUGUUUUCCUCACAUAUCUGUGCCAAUUGUCUGUGUUUAGUUUGAGACCAAUGGACUCAGAGGCUUAAACAUGAGUAUCUAUCUGAUCCUCCAGAACCAGAGUCCAGGGUGUUUUAAAGGACACAUUUCAAUUAGCACCUGCUUUGUGCCUGAAAUAUCAGGUGAGGCAAAUAACUGCCUAAUUCAUGGCUUCAAUAAAGCAGUCCAGGGCUGGAUGUGUACCUCCGCUGGAGGCCAGGGCUGGAUGUGCACCUCCGCUCGAGGCCAGGGCUGGAUGUGCAGCUCCGCUCGAGGCCAGGGCUGGAUGUGCAGCUCCGCUCGAGGCCAGGGCUGGAUGUGGGUUUCCCUCAUUUACAUUAAUGAUCACACUGCUAACACUUUGGAUUUGACAGCACAUCUGUAGGACAUGAACAAUGACAUUCUCUGUUUUCCUAACAACUUUACACUUACUAUCUUACCUUGUGGCCUGAUAUCACACAUUUAAUUUUUUCCGGAAAGUACUUAUUUCAGCACACGCCCAAAAAUAUACAUUUUUACAUGUGACCUUCUCCUUUUUUGUUGCUUGUAUUUUGUCAUCAAUGCUGCUUUUAAUUUUAACCAUGGCAAGAACUUCCUGAUUGCAGAAUUAUUCACUAGUUUUAGCUGUCCCAUGGUGAGGUGAAAUGCUUCCACUUUUUUGAGUUUUGAGGAAAAGCUGCUUUCUAAAAAUGGCCGUUCUCCCAGGGAGAAGAAAAACCUGAGUGAACAGAAAACCAUCUUAAAGGUGUUGGUGAUGGUGGACCGUCCAUCCAGAAAUCACAAUGAUCUGCCACAUGAGACACUUCUGAUGUCAAUGCAAAGCUGCUGUUUUUUCAGUAAACCAUAGAGAAGUGGUCUCCCCACACCCCUUUGUGUUUCCAUAUGGAGCUUUGAAUGUGCUAUUCUAAACGAUGUCGUGCGGUACUUUUCAUUUUUAAAAUACAAACCUAAUUUUGUAUGCAGUUAUUUUUAUUUUUUAAACAUCACUUUUUCCCAUCAGAUGGCACUUUGCGCACAUAGUAAAGACGAAUAAAUGUAUGUGUUCAGU